AUUCUAAAUGACUAUUACAAACGAUGAUAAUGAUCGUCACGAAAACCGAUGUGAAAAUAUGGAGGUGAACGAUAAUAAUUUAAGAUCUCAAUAUACGAUAGGCAGUAACGACUUCAUACUUGUAGACGAAGUCGGAGAAAGACCUAAGAAAAAUGUCAAAGAAAAAUUUCACGAAUUCUCGUCGUGUCUGAACAGUAAUUCAAAGACAAUGUUUACGUACAAAACAAUCACCAAAAGACUACCGAUUUUGCAAUGGUGGCCGACUUAUUCCGCAGACGACGGUAUCGGAGAUCUUCUGGCGGGCAUCACAGUCGGUCUGACGCUUAUCCCACAAUCGAUGGCCUAUUCCGCUCUAGCCGGUCUGCCGCCACAACAAGGUCUUUAUGGUUCGUUCGUCGGCUGUUUGAUAUACGUCUUCCUCGGUUCCUGUAAAGAAGUGCCUAUGGGGCCGACGGCCAUCGUGUCGCUAAUGACGUACAACACGCUCCACGGACUCGGACCCGUGUACGGCACGCUGCUGUGUUUCUUAACAGGUGUCAUCCAAUUGAUAAUGAGCGUAGUGGGAUUAGGCUUUUUGAUCGAUUUUAUUUCCGGACCAGUGAACUCGGGGUUUACGUCGGCCGUCGCCAUACUCAUCAUAGCGUCACAAUUCAAAGACUUGAUUGGCAUCAAAGCCGCGGGCACAACGCUAUUGGACAUGAUAAUAUCGAUAUCCAAAGACAUAAAAAAUUUCCAAAUGGGUGACACAUGGCUAGGGAUAAUUUGCAUUGUUAUUAUUCUUCUGUUGAGGAGAAUGGCUCUGUGUCAAAUCGGACCCAAAGACGUGAAAGAACAGACCACGUUCCACAAAGUAAUGAACCGAUCCAUGUGGAUGAUCGGCACAUUCAGAAAUUCGAUUGUGGUUAUCGUUAGCAGUUACGUGGGUUACAUGUACAUAACCUCAACGGGGCACGACGUGACCUCUGACGAAAUACCACCGAUACCGUUCAAAUUGGUUGGUAAAAUACCAUCGGGCUUGCCAGAAUUCGAUCUUCCGAAGUUUAGCAUCACGCGAGAUAACGGAACUACAGUAGGAUUCUUUGAAAUGGUCUCGAACAUAGGUUCUGGAGUUAUAGUGUUACCGAUAAUUGGGCUGAUUGAAACAAUUUCUAUAUGCAAAACGUUCGCCGACGGUAAACCUGUCGACGCCACACAAGAGUUACUGGCCACCGGUCUGUGCAAYAUCGGCAAUUCGUUUUUCCACGCGUAUCCCGGCUCUGGGUCUUUUUCCAGGAGUGCCGUGACCGCAGCUAGUGGAGUUCGAACUCCGAUGGAGGGCUUAUACGCUGGUAUUUUGGUUAUCGUCGCCUUGCUUUUUUGUACGUCCUAUCUUUACUACAUACCAAAAGCUGCUCUCGCAGCGAUCAUUGUUGCCGCGGUCAUAUUCAUGGUUGAAGUGCGCGUGGUCAGGCCUAUUUAUAGAUCGAAAAUGCCUGAUGCCUGA
Molecule: messenger RNA, 1483 nt
Organism: Diuraphis noxia (Russian wheat aphid)
Lineage: Eukaryota; Metazoa; Arthropoda; Insecta; Hemiptera; Aphididae
Product: sodium-independent sulfate anion transporter-like
Biological process (GO): transmembrane transport
Cellular component (GO): membrane
Source: RefSeq, a predicted model, not a curated record